AAAGGCGGCUCCGCACACCCAAGAUGGCGGCCGUGGAGCUGGAGUGGGUGCCCGAGACGCUCUAUAACACAGCGAUCUCGGCUGUGGUGGAUAGUUACGGACGGGCCCGGCGCCGCGACAUCCGCUCACUGCCCGAGAACAUCCAGUUCGACGUGUACUACAAGCUUUACCAGCAAGGCCGCUUAUGCCAGCUGGGUAGUGAAUUUUGUGAACUAGAAGUUUUCGCAAAGGUGCUACGAGCUUUAGAUAAAAGACACCUGCUUCAUCACUGUUUUCAGGCUUUGAUGGACCAUGGAGUAAAAGUUGCUUCUGUACUGGCCUAUUCCUUCAGUAGACGGUGCUCCUACAUAGCAGAAUCGGAUUCUGCUGUAAAAGAGAAAGCAAUCCAGAUUGGUUUUGUUUUAGGGGGGUUCCUAUCAGAUGCAGGCUGGUACAGUGAUGCUGAGAAGGUAUUUCUUUCCUGCCUUCAGUUAUGCACCCUUCAUGAUGAAAUCCUGCAUUGGUUUCGUGCUGUAGAAUGUUGUGUAAGGUUGCUGCAUGUUCGAAACGGUAACUGUAAAUAUCACUUGGGAGAAGAAACAUUCAAACUUGCUCAGUCUUACAUGGACAAACUUGCAAAACAUGGUCAGCAAGCAAACAAAGCAGCGCUGUAUGGGGAGCUGUGUGCACUGCUCUUUGCCAAGAGCCACUACGAUGAGGCUUAUAAAUGGUGUAUAGAAGCCAUGAAGGAGAUCACAGUUGGGCUGCCUGUAAAAGUAGUAGUGGAUGUUUUACGACAAGCUUCAAAGGCUUGUGUUGUAAAACGUGAAUUUAAGAAGGCUGAACAGCUGAUAAAACACGCCGUGUACCUUGCCCGGGAGCAUUUCGGAGCCAAGCAUCCCAAAUAUUCUGAUACGCUACUAGACUAUGGAUUUUACUUGCUUAACGUAGACAAUAUUUGCCAAUCUGUUGCCAUCUAUCAGACAGCUCUUGAUAUCCGGCAGUCAGUAUUUGGAGGUAAAAACAUACAUGUAGCUACAGCUCAUGAAGACUUAGCUUACUCUUCGUAUGUUCACCAGUACAGCUCUGGAAAAUUCGACAAUGCACUAUUCCAUGCCGAACGUGCUAUUGGCAUCAUAACUCACAUUCUCCCAGAAGACCAUCUUCUCUUGGCAUCUUCAAAGCGAGUUAAAGCACUUAUCCUGGAGGAGAUUGCAAUAGAUUGUCACAACAAGGAAACUGAGCAGAGGUUACUUCAAGAAGCUCACGACUUGCAUCUGUCCUCACUGCAGUUAGCUAAAAAAGCCUUUGGGGAGUUUAAUGUACAAACAGCAAAACACUAUGGCAACCUUGGAAGGCUGUAUCAGUCCAUGAGAAAGUUUAAGGAAGCAGAAGAAAUGCACAUCAAGGCAAUUCAGAUUAAGGAGCAGCUUCUAGGUCAAGAAGAUUAUGAAGUUGCCCUGUCAGUGGGUCAUCUAGCUUCUCUCUAUAACUAUGAUAUGAACCAAUAUGAAAAUGCUGAAAAGCUUUACUUGCGGUCCAUAGCAAUCGGAAAGAAGCUUUUUGGUGAAGGAUACAGUGGACUUGAAUAUGAUUACAGAGGUCUCAUUAAACUGUACAAUUCCAUUGGCAAUUACGAGAAAGUUUUUGAAUACCACAAUAUUUUGGCCAAUUGGAACCGGUUGCGGGAUCGGCAGUUCUCCGUUACAGAUGCUCUGGAGGACGUAAGCACCAGCCCUCAAUCCACUGAAGAAGUGGUCCAGUCUUUUCUGAUGUCUCAGAAUGCUGAUGGACAGAGUAGCUAAGAACUCAGUCAAUUAACCAGUUAAGGUUUUUUCCCCCAGGUUACAGGGGGAAAAGUCAUACUGUGAAAUCUAAACCAUCUAGUUCUCUGGGGGCUGGAAUUUGCAUUGAAACACUGGUCCAGUCUACUGAAGAGUGCCCAUACGGAUGAAUGUGUGUUAAAUUCUUAUCAGCAUGUGUAUGGCAUGUUUAGUUCGGCUCACAUUUUUAACUUGGUAUUCCCGAAAACUCCUUUCUCUAUUCUUUCAAAAGAAGCUACUUUGCAGAAAGUCUGCAAGCAAAUACUAAAUAAAACUGUUUGAGUUCAAAA
Molecule: messenger RNA, 2092 nt
Organism: Colius striatus (speckled mousebird)
Lineage: Eukaryota; Metazoa; Chordata; Aves; Coliiformes; Coliidae
Gene: APPBP2
Product: amyloid beta precursor protein binding protein 2
Exons: 13
Coding region: 24-1784 (586 amino acids)
Biological process (GO): intracellular protein transport
Molecular function (GO): protein binding
Source: RefSeq, a predicted model, not a curated record